This is a messenger RNA of Oppiella nova, 1769 nucleotides long. The record is from the annotation of a GenBank genome assembly. Lineage: Eukaryota; Metazoa; Arthropoda; Arachnida; Sarcoptiformes; Oppiidae.
CAUAGCCAUAGCACUGGCAUAAUAAAGGGCUGGUAUGUGUGGGAGCGAGAGAUACUAAUUGUGUGUCGGAAUAGAAGUGUCAUUUCCACUGCUAUUUGUUAUUUCAUAAACUAAUUGUAUAUUAAUAUAUAAAAUGUAUUGAUUGUGAUUUAAAUAAUUAAUGUGAAAAACAGCGAAAAUUUUGUGAUAUAAAUCGUUGUGAAUAUACAAGUGAACAGAAUUUGAUUUUGUGUGCGAGAAUCGGUGUGCAAAACCGACACCACUGUCCAUAUGGCUACCAGUGCUAAUGAGAAUACGUAUAUUCUGCAAGAGACUGGCUCAGUCAACUCUACCAACAAUCAGGGAGGCGAUGAUGACUUGGCAUCGCAAUCGACAGCUACGCCCAGGGAUACGAAGCAACUGGUGUUUGAGCCCAACUGCAACCGAUUGGGACCGACCAGUAAUCUACACCAAACCGGCUUUAAUUAUGUCAAUAGUAUUAUCGGAUCGGGAGUUAUAGGAAUUCCUUACGCUCUCAGAACGGGUGGCUUUGGGUUCGGAGUCAUAUUAAUUAUGAUAAUUGCGUUAUUAACGGACUACUCGUUGUGUAUUUUGGUUAAAGCGGGAAAUAUGGUCGGCGUUAACACAUAUCAAGAUUUAGUGCGCGCGGCGUUUGGCAGCCCUGGCUAUUGGCUCUUGACUUUCAUCCAAUUCCUGUACCCAUUCAUCGCAAUGAUAAGCUAUAACGUAAUCAUCGGCGACACCACCACUAAAGUACUCAUCAGAAUAUUCAACGUCUCGCAAAACAGUUUACUCGCAAACCGUAAUGCAGUCGUGUUUUUGUGUUCAAUAUUAGUCACAUUUCCGCUAUCGUUAUACAGAAAUAUAUCCAAAUUAAAUAAAGUUUCCCUCAUAUCACUACUCUUCGUAUUCUUCAUCCUAUCGUUUAUAUUCUUGAGAAUCGAAACCUUUUCGGACAAAAUACCCAAGAGCGAUGACGCCUACGAUAUGGUGGGCCCGGGUAUCACGGAAUCCAUAGGAAUCAUAGCGUUUGCAUACAUGUGUCACCACAGCUCGUUCCUGUUGUACGAGUCGCUGGAGAACCCGACCCAAAGUCGCUGGAAUCGGAUCACUCACAUCUCGGUCUCCAUCUCUUGUCUCAUAAUCCUGUUGUUCGGUGUCUUCGGUUACACCACAUUCACGGGCUAUAGUCAGGGAGACCUCCUCGAGAACUACUGCAACUCUGACGACUGGGCUAAUGUGGCCCGCAUUCUGUUCAGCACCACCAUUAUGCUCACCUACCCUAUCGAGUGCUUCGUAGUGCGCGAGGUGGUGGAGAACGCCAUAUGGGACGGCAAACCCCCUGAAACCAAGACCCACCACACGAUGAUAACUGUGGCCAUCGUUGCCACGUGUUUCCUAUUCUCCACUUUCACCGACUGUUUGGGUAUUGUCUUAGAGCUCAACGGCGUAUUGGCUGCCGUUCCCCUGGCGUUCAUACUGCCGGCUCUCUGUUACCUGAAGCUAGACUCUGGCCGGGCGUUGGAGUGGCGAAAGGCGCCGGCAUUCCUGUUGGCGCUGUUCGGCUUCGCGGUCGCCAUUGUCGGCACUUUCCUGGCUGUGGUUCGGGUGAUCGAUGGCGUCAAAUGCAGUCACGGCAAGGAAAUGGACUACUGUUUGGCGCCCCACCAGCACACCAACCACACGGUGUCGACGCUGCUAUCCCUGGCCGCUAACCACACGUCCAGACCUUAACCCACUAGUGAGAUGUUACCCCAACAAAGCCAACU